This is a messenger RNA of Mangifera indica (mango), 2039 nucleotides long. Its product is annotated as nucleobase-ascorbate transporter 6-like. Bases 192 to 1784 code for a protein of 530 amino acids. Gene Ontology annotation, molecular function: transmembrane transporter activity. NCBI's taxonomy places the organism in Eukaryota, Viridiplantae, Streptophyta, Magnoliopsida, Sapindales, Anacardiaceae. The transcript has 15 exons. Gene Ontology annotation, cellular component: membrane; plasmodesma. The record is from RefSeq and is a predicted model, not a curated record. Gene Ontology annotation, biological process: transmembrane transport.
UUCUUGCAAAUUUUGAGUUUCAAUUAUUAGCUCUGUUAUUAUCUCUAUCUAUAAACGUCUCUAGACCUUGGUGCAGGGAGGUUACACUUUUAUUUUCUUUCUUUUGCACGACUCCUAACUCCAUUAUCUUCUUCACCAUCUUUGUGGUUACAGCUGUACAUGUGGUUUUCGAGGAGGAGAGAAGCAAGAGCAUGGCAGGUGGUGGCGGUGGAGCACCAAAAGUCGAGGAACCACAACCACAUCCCCCAAGGGAACAGCUUCCCGGCAUUACUUGUUGCAUUACAAGUCCUCCAUCAUGGCCUGAGGCUAUUAUUCUUGGUUUUCAACAUUACCUUGUGAUGCUAGGGACAACAGUUCUCAUUCCAACUGCACUUGUUCCCCAAAUGGGAGGUGGAAAUGAGGAGAAGGCUAAGGUUAUCCAGACACUGCUCUUUGUUGCUGGUUUGAACACAUUGUUGCAAACAUUGUUUGGGACUCGACUACCAGCUGUUAUGGGAGGGUCUUACACAUUUGUCCCAACAACAAUUUCAAUUAUCCUUGCUGGUAGAUUCAGUGAUAUUGUUGAUCCUGCUGAGAAAUUUAAGCGAAUAAUGAGGGCAAUCCAGGGGUCUCUCAUUGUUGCAUCAACUCUUCAGAUUGUCCUAGGCUUCAGCGGGCUUUGGCGUAAUGUUGCAAGGUUUCUAAGUCCACUUUCAGCUGUUCCUUUAGUUUCUCUUGUGGGUUUUGGGCUAUAUGAGUUUGGUUUUCCUGGGGUUGCCAAAUGUGUGGAGAUUGGACUGCCUCAGCUAGUCCUCGUAGUAUUUAUUUCUCAGUAUUUGCCGCAUGUCAUACACCAAACCAAAUAUAUCUUUGAUCGUUAUGCUGUAAUAUUUUCUGUGGUGAUCGUGUGGAUCUAUGCUCACCUACUCACUGUGGGUGGGGCCUAUAAUAAUUCUGGACCUAAGACUCAAGCAAGCUGUCGAACUGAUCGUGCAGGACUUAUAGAUGCUGCUCCCUGGAUAAGAGUUCCAUGGCCUUUCCAGUGGGGACCACCUGCAUUUGAUGCUGGUGAAGCCUUUGCCAUGAUGAUGGCCUCAUUUGUUGCUCUUGUCGAGUCUACUGGUGCUUUCACUGUGGUGGCAAGGUUUGCAAGUGCAACUCCAUUGCCACCUUCAAUUCUCAGCCGUGGUGUGGGUUGGCAGGGAGUUGGCAUUUUAUUGUCUGGAUUAUUUGGGACUGUGAAUGGGACUUCAGUAUCUGUAGAGAAUGCAGGUCUUUUGGCCGUGACAAAAGUUGGAAGCCGAAGGGUUGUCCAAAUAUCUGCUGGAUUUAUGAUUUUCUUCUCUAUUCUUGGGAAGUUUGGAGCAGUAGUUGCUUCAAUACCGGGACCCAUUAUUGCAGCUUUGUAUUGCCUUUUCUUUGCUUAUGUGGGUGCUGGAGGUCUUAGCUUCCUUCAGUUCUGCAACCUCAACAGCUUUCGAACAAAGUUCAUACUAGGCUUCUCUAUCUUCAUUGGUUUGUCUGUGCCACAGUACUUCAACGAGUACACUGUUAUUCAUGGUUAUGGUCCAGUUCACACAAGUGCACGAUGGUUCAACGACAUUGUAAAUGUUCCUUUCUCAUCAGAACCAUUUGUUGCGGGCAUCGUAGCAUUUUUCCUGGAUAACACACUUUAUAAAAAGGAUGCAAAGAAAGAUAGGGGUAAACAUUGGUGGGCCAAGUUCCGAUACUUUAAGGACGAUCCAAGGAGCAAAGAAUUCUAUUCUCUGCCGUUCAAUUUAAACAAAUAUUUCCCAUCUGUGUGAAUUAUGCAGCACCAAGUUCGUCUUGGCAAAUAUUGCUGUGUCAGAAGUUUUCUACAGCUCUGGGGGGAAAUAUUAAUAUCAUCAUCUUCUAUCUUGUGAGAUCUAGUCACACGCUAUAUAGCAGUAAAAGAUAGUACGUUUCUUUAUAGUAACUCUGAGAACAUUUGUUUGAUUGUUUUUUCAUUCUCUCUGUAAAUCGAAUGCAAACUCGGAUUGGAGGUAGCAAUAAAGCAGUUGUAUUGCUUUUCUCAUUCA